Acanthamoeba castellanii str. Neff is the source of this 1275-nucleotide messenger RNA. Its product is annotated as PAP2 superfamily domain containing protein. The transcript has 5 exons. Bases 1 to 1275 code for a protein of 424 amino acids. Gene Ontology annotation, cellular component: endoplasmic reticulum membrane. Gene Ontology annotation, molecular function: sphingosine-1-phosphate phosphatase activity. NCBI's taxonomy places the organism in Eukaryota, Discosea, Longamoebia, Acanthamoebidae. The record is from RefSeq and is a predicted model, not a curated record. Gene Ontology annotation, biological process: sphingosine metabolic process.
AUGGAAGAGAAGCCCACAAAUUCGACGCUGUCGAUGGUGAGGAGCUGGUUGCUCAUUCAGGUUGAAGAUGGCUUCCCGACGGUGGCCAAGUUCCAGCGAUUCUUCGGGGCGGGCGUAAGGAGAGACUUCCUCAACAUCGUCUCCUUCCCUGAGCCUGCGUCGGCCAGCGGGAAGGAGAAGGCCGCCACGCGAUCUUCGGGAAGCGACAGCCCCAAGGCCCAGGAUCAGGCUACCAGGACACUCAAGAAUCGCCAACAGAAUGAAUCGACGACGACCCACAACAACAAGGAAACGAACACGCGAACGAGGCCAGAGCAGAACAAGGUCGGCUUCUUCACAUCUUUCUUCUACCUCGUCUGCGAAAUCUACUUCCGAUUCGCAUCGAUGCUGGGCGAGGAGGUGACUUUCGUCCUCCUGCUGCCUUUCCUCUGGUGGCACUUCGUCACCGAGCUCGCCGAGAGCGUCGUCUUCCUCUGGUGCUUCUCCUGCUACCUGGGCCACAUGCUCAAGGAUCUUCUCCAGCUCCCGCGCCCCUACGCCCACACCGUGGCGAGGCUCGAGCACCACUACGAAUGCGAGUACGGCCUCCCAAGCACGCACGCAAUCGCCGCGACGACACUGCCUCUCUGCAUCGCCCUCUACUGCUAUCGGCACACCGUCUCCGACCCCUACGUCUACAUCUCGAUCGGCCUCGCCUUCUGGAUCUCGGUGUGCCUUUCCCGCAUGUACUUGGGCGUGCAUUCGCCUUCUGAUCUCUUCUGGGGAACCGUUGUCGGCGUCGGUUGCUUCUACCUUUGGGUCAAUGUCAACGAACAUGUGGACUACGUGCUCGACACGAGCCCCAUCCAGGUCAUGAUGGCUAUGCCAGUCGUGCUCGCCGCCCUUCUUGCCGUCUACCCCGCCCCUCCCCAGUGGACCAACUCCUACGGCGACACCGCCACCAUUUUGGGUGCCUUGAAUGGUGGCCUGUUGCACAUGGGCAUGUUCGGCAAGGUUAACCUCUACCGCCUUAACUUCUCCGAGCUGUUCAGCAGCGAGACCUUCCUCCUGGCCUUUGCGCGCAUCCUCGUCGGCUACCUGGUCGUCUUUAUGACUCGUCUCAUCAUGAAGAAGGCCUCCUUCAUCUUCCUUUCCUCAAUUUUGCCUACCAAGUCCCAGGCGAGCACCAAGGCGAGAUACUCGAUCGAGAUCCCGGCCAAGUUCAUCAACUACACGGUGGUCUGUCUGUCGGCGACGGCCUGGGCGCCACUGGCGAUGAACACUCUGUUCAGCUGA